Messenger RNA from Phytophthora infestans T30-4, 1473 nucleotides. Its product is annotated as inorganic phosphate transporter, putative. Lineage: Eukaryota; Oomycota; Peronosporomycetes; Peronosporales; Peronosporaceae. The coding region runs from base 1 to 1473 and encodes 490 amino acids. Gene Ontology annotation, biological process: transmembrane transport. Gene Ontology annotation, molecular function: transmembrane transporter activity. The record is from RefSeq and is a predicted model, not a curated record. The transcript is spliced from 2 exons.
AUGAGCGGAAUCAAAGCGGAGGCUCUAAUGAACCAGGUAGCACCGCGAGAACGCGCGUGGUCCGGCGGGCUCAGCACUGAAGCCAGCAGUUCGUCUGAAGUAUCGGAACUCCUUCUGGUGAAGGAUCGGCAGACGGCGCGCUCUGGAUACGGAAGUACGACCCUAGAAGUGCCUCUGAGAGUCGAUGAUGAGGUGGUGGUCAGCGACCAGAUCUUGGUGUCCGCCAUCGCCAACCUCAGCACAGCAUACAAUUUAGCAGUGAUCAACUACGCGCUUAUGAUGUUGCAAAGGUCGUACCCCAACUCGAGCCCAGAACUACGAUCCACCGUGGACUCAUGCUCGCUAGUGGGUGCCAUUGUAGGACAGCUCACAUUCGGUUAUGUGGGGGCUGUCAUGGGACGUAGGAAGGGGAUGAUCUUCACGCUGUUACUCUCCAUUCUAGGCGCCGCAUCGAGUGCGCUGCUACCGUGGGGGGCAGAUUCAGUAUAUCACAUACUGGCGGCCUGUCGGUUUGUGCUCGGUGUCGGAGUCGGAGGCGUUUACCCGUUAUCAGCAGCAUCAGCUGUGGAGUCGACGCACAGUCACGAUGAACUCAAGAAGAGCAGGAUUGUAGCAGCAGUAUUUAGCUUCCAGGGCAUUGGACAACUGCUUGCGCCGCUCAUGGCCUACAUCAUGUUGACAAUGAAGGCGCAGCGCACCAUCGGAUGGAGAGUAUUGCUACUGGUCGGUGCAUUUCCUGGACUAUUCGUGCUACGACGAGCAUUCCAAGUCAAGGAGGACUUGCCGCCGUCUCCGAUCACGCCACCAAUUGAGCUGAAAAGAUUGGAUUCAGAGGUGUCUUGCCACUCGAAGCUGUGGGAUCAAUUGCGAGAUAGCAGAUCGCUGCAGCGGAAGCUGUUCGGUGCUUGUGCGAGCUGGUUCCUAUUCGAUAUCACCUUCUAUGGGAACGUCAUCUUCACGCCUAUAAUUCUACAGGACACGUACGGAUUGGACAAACAUCAUUUCGCUGACGUCGCACUGUGCUCGCUGGUUGUGGCAGCUAUCGCCCUACCCGGUAACCUGCUAACUGUGUGCAUAGUCGGCAAGAUCAGCUUCAAGACGAUUCAGAUCAUGGGCUUCGUAGUGAUGGCGCUGCUCUUCGUGGUACUGGGAUCGCUCUACGAGCAACUUUUAGACUACAGAGGACUGCUACUUGGCAUGUAUGCACUUACGUUUUUCUUCUCGAAUUUUGGACCGAACGUCGGGACUUUUUGUCUUCCCGCCGAGAUUUUCGCGGAAGACGUGCGCGUUGAGCUCAAUGGGAUCGCUGCUGCAGCGGGGAAGGUCGGUGCUGCAAUCGGAGCGGCUUCUUUUGGUAUUAUUGAAGCUCGAUUUGGUGUAUCUUAUCUUCUGGCACUGAGUGCGACGGUCUCUCUGCUGGGAGCCCUCGUAACUUACAAGUUCAUCCCCACCAAGCACUACACCGGGUCAUAG